This is a messenger RNA of Nelumbo nucifera (sacred lotus), 1712 nucleotides long. RefSeq names its product Cytidine/deoxycytidylate deaminase family protein. Gene Ontology annotation, molecular function: tRNA-specific adenosine-34 deaminase activity. Gene Ontology annotation, biological process: tRNA wobble adenosine to inosine editing. The record is from RefSeq and is a predicted model, not a curated record. NCBI's taxonomy places the organism in Eukaryota, Viridiplantae, Streptophyta, Magnoliopsida, Proteales, Nelumbonaceae. Gene Ontology annotation, cellular component: cytoplasm; nucleus.
GUCCAUUUUAGUAUUUAUAUGAAUUUCUUCUCGGCCCCUUCGGCGGCUAGUAGUUCCUUUAUUAGCAUUAUGCGUUUGUUACAUGUUUUUUUGGGUUCUAAAUCGAGGCCGAGAAGAGAAGAUAGAAAAGACUAAGAAGAGAGAUCGACACUUAAAAAAGAGUUUCCAUUGUUUCAACCGAGACUGAGAAGAGAAGACUGACGAUUGAGAAGACAAGACAAGUAGAGAAACCAACGACUAAGAAGAGUUUUUCAGCCCAAGUCGUCGAAGACCUGAAGCAGAGUUACUGAGGGCUGGGAGGAAGCAAGGUGUGAUAUACGAAAAAUGAUGAAUAACAAAUGGGAAAUUAUUCACAUUCCCGACAAACCACCAGUUCCACCAAAUCAACAACCCACUGCUGAUGUUUUUGCUUCAGUGAUAGAGCCAAAGCUUGCCAACACUAUUGUAAGACGAUUAAAUCAAAUAGCACCAUUGGAGAAUCUCCGCCAUGUGAAGCGGGUGCGGAAGAAUUGCAUAGAUGGAGGCAAGAAUCAAAUAUCCAUCAUCUUAUGUGUUGCACUUAAAGGUGAGAAUUGGUUAGAGGGCACACCAGAUGGCAUACUUGAGCUAAUAAAUGCCUACCAGUUGAGUCCCUUCAUUGCAAAAGUAGCUAAGUAUGCUGCUUUGUCAAAGGAAGAGUGGGAGGAACAAUGCAAGCUUUGGCCAACGUCGUAUCAUCCACCAACCUACAAUAUUGAUGGCAUUACUGGGUUUAGUGAAGAUGAUUCACAAUCAAUCUUCAACUUUAUGAAGGUAGCAAUUGAAUUGACAAGUUCUAAUCCUUUUAAUCAGAUAGUCAAUGCUGCAGUUAUAGUGGAUCCUUCAGUGAGGCAGGUAAUUGCAAGUGCAUAUGAUCAGACAUGCUAUGAGCAUCCUUCUGUAAAUAACACUUCAGGAACCAGGUUUUCUUGUCAACCAGAAAUAUGCACUGCCUUGCAAUCUGAUGCAAACAGGGUCGAAAUGAAUGAGCAGUCAAUCUUAAAUCGUAUAGAUCAAUGCCCACUCUCAUAUAGUGGUGUUUCUUGUCUCUAUCCUUGGCAGUGGAAAGAGAAGCAUCAAUAUGCAGGAAAAAAUUAUGCUUGGCAUCCUUUAAGACAUGCUGCUCUUGUUGCUAUUGAAAAUGCUGCUGCCAGGGAUAGACACCUAUUUCCUGGUUUAGGUAACUCAGGCCUCUCCAUUCAAGUGGAUCACAUGCAGUCUUCUUCUAUUAUCAAUCCGGCAAAAAGACAAAAGAUUCCUUCAGAAGUUGCUGAAGACAUGACUCUUAAAGCCUGUACAGAUGGCUUCCAUUCAGAAGCAGUUCGGCCUUAUUUGUGCACUGGUUUUGAUAUCUACCUGGUUUGGGAGCCAUGUGCAAUGUGUGCCAUGGCACUUGUUCAUCAAAGAAUCCGGCGUAUAUUUUAUGCAUUUCCAAACCCUAAUGCUGGUGCAUUGGGCAGUGUCUACAGACUACAAGGGGAGAAAAGCUUGAAUCAUCAUUAUGCUGUUUUCAGAAUUUUGUUACCUGAAGAAGUCUUUGGUAAAAAAUUCAUUUAAAUGUCAAUCGCCAGCAAUGGCCCUAGCUGUGCAAUUAUUUUAAAUUAAAAAUUAUUUUGUGAGGCAUUGUGAGGCCAUUCUCAUGUGUAAACUGUGUACUAUAUAUUUUUCAAUUAGCAGCUUUAUCAUUUUAUCCA